AUGUGCGUUGGUGAUUUUAGCCAGUUGCUCAAACCCCACACUUCUGCCACAACCACCGGAAUCGUCUACGCACAACAGCACGGUAAGUCCUACCUCAUGCAACUUGACAUGGCCCGAAGUCCCCAACAUCUAGACCGAAGACUAGCCAAAGUAUCUUUGACAUAUUCGGCCUUGACAUUUAAGCAUUUUUACUGCUUUUGCCUCAGAAUAAAUUAA
Molecule: messenger RNA, 216 nt
Organism: Nezara viridula (southern green stink bug)
Lineage: Eukaryota; Metazoa; Arthropoda; Insecta; Hemiptera; Pentatomidae
Source: the annotation of a GenBank genome assembly